Messenger RNA from Salvia splendens (bonfire salvia), 1125 nucleotides. RefSeq names its product denticleless protein homolog A. Gene Ontology annotation, biological process: proteasome-mediated ubiquitin-dependent protein catabolic process. The record is from RefSeq and is a predicted model, not a curated record. Gene Ontology annotation, cellular component: nucleus. Gene Ontology annotation, molecular function: protein-macromolecule adaptor activity; protein binding. The transcript has 7 exons. The coding region runs from base 1 to 891 and encodes 296 amino acids. Lineage: Eukaryota; Viridiplantae; Streptophyta; Magnoliopsida; Lamiales; Lamiaceae.
AUGGCUGUGGCGAGGAACGAGAAUAUGAAGGACGAGGCUGCGAGCGACCGACUCGCCGAUUUUUGGCGCUCGCCGGUCCGCUCGCCGAACUAUUACAGCCGGCGAGUGCCAAUUUCGGCGAGAAUUUCGGCGAGCGCCAAAUCAACCGAGGAAAAGAGAUUACAUGGCAUAUCUAGCCUGUCUCAAGAUUUAAACGGGAUGUUUAUUACUGCCUCAUGCAUGGAUCACAGGGUUUACCUGUAUAAUGUGCUUCAGCUUGAGAAGGGGCCAAUAAAAACUUUUUCUGGAGGCCGAACUGAGUCGUUCUUUGUGAAAUCAGCGAUCAGCCCUGAUGCAGCUCACAUACUCAGUGGUUCUAGCGAUGGGAAUGCCUACAUAUGGCAGGUGGACAAACCCCAGAUGGAUCCUAUUGUUUUGAAAAGCCAUGAUGGAGAAGUCACAGCAGUAAACUGGUGUCCAUCAGAGAUGGGGAAAGUGGCAACUUGCUCAGACGAUUUCACAGUUCGUCUUUGGAACAUCCAAAGCAGUUGCUAUUCAAAUAUGCGAUCUCCUUCGUCACUGAGAAAGAGAGUCCGGGCGCUUCCAAGAAUGGAGAGGCGAAAACUGUUCUCAGAAGAGCCAUCAAACUCAAAAAGCAACGAAGACACCAACUCCCGUACUCCCAUAACGAUGCCAGAAAUGAGGACACCAGAAUCCCAGAAGAAGUUGUCCUUUAGUUUUGAAGUAAAAGAGGAUUUAGUGAGAACUCCAGAAGCUGAAACCAGAAGCCCUUCUUCAGUUCUAAACCCUCCUUCCUCGCUGAAAAGGAAGACCAUCCGAGACUAUUUUCCUGUUCCAUUUAACAAACUCUCUACUGCUAAGUCGAGCUUUCCAGAGUGCACCGAUCAAUAACGACUAUAGGGGAUGUAAAAUUGUUUAAUAUACAUGUAUAUGUUAAGAAGGGAUCACAUUGAACUUGUACUAUUAGAGAGGGUAAAAACAAUAUAAACCCUCUUCUGAAUUCUGUAACAAAUGAAAUUGAACUCUGAUUGAACAUUUUUGGAUUUUGAAAUCUUUGUAAGGUGCUAGUGAAUGGUUGCUUCCCCCCAGUUUAUUAGAGGGUGUUGGAAGGAAAUCACAAUAUUG